AUUUUUUUUAAAAAAUCAAUAAUAUGAAUAAUUAUAAUAACAAUUUUAAUUUCAAUUUCUUCAAAUUCGUGAUUUAUUUAUUGAUUAUCAAUAGAAAUAAAUUUAAUAAGAUUUAUCCCAAUUAUAAAUAACUACAAAAUUAAAAAUUGUAACUCAAUAAUCAUCUAUUUCAUUAUCCAAUCAUUUUCUUCAUCUUUAUUUUUUAUUUCAAGAUUCCAAUUUAAUUUAAGAAAUUCUUUAAUUUUUUUAAUAAUUAUAAAUAUAACUAUUUUAAUUAAAUUAGCUAUUAUUCCUUUUCAUUUUUGAAUUAUAAGAAUUAGAGAAUCAUUAAAUUUUGAUGCAUUGUUUCUAAUUUUAUCAAUUCAAAAAAUUAUUCCAUUAUUUAUUCUUUCUAAUUUCUUUUUCAAUAAAAUUAUUAUUUUAAUUAUAAUAUCCACAUUAACUAGAUCCAUUUUAGCUUUAAACUUAAAACUUUUCAAAAAAUUAUUAAUUCUUUCUUCAAUUUCUCAUCAAGGUUGAAUAAUUUCUUUAAUUUUUUUUAAAAUUAAUUUUUGAAUAACAUAUAUUAUAAUUUAUUCAAUUAUUAUUUUCUCAAUUAUAAAAAGUUGUAAAAAACAUAAAAUUUACUCUAUAUUUACAAUUUUUAACAAUAAAAUUAAUUAUAAUGAAAAAAUAAAUUUCAUUAUACAUUUCAUAUCCUUAGGUGGAAUACCCCCUUUUUUAGGAUUUUUUAUAAAAAUAAUAACUAUUUUUAUUUUAAUAAAAUUUAGAACUUUUAUUAUUAUAAUUUUAAUUACCUCUUCUUUAAUUAAUUUAUUCUUUUAUUUUAAAAUUUUAACACCUAUUUUCUUUUUAAAUUUAAAAACCCUUAAAAAUUUAAAAAUUAAUUUUAAUAAUAAAACUUUAUUUAUCAAUAUAAAUUUAAUAUUUUUAAUUUUUUUUAUAAAUUUAUGAAUUUAUUAA
Molecule: messenger RNA, 963 nt
Organism: Dermacentor silvarum
Lineage: Eukaryota; Metazoa; Arthropoda; Arachnida; Ixodida; Ixodidae
Source: the annotation of a RefSeq genome assembly